Molecule: messenger RNA, 2061 nt
Organism: Toxoplasma gondii ME49
Lineage: Eukaryota; Apicomplexa; Conoidasida; Eucoccidiorida; Sarcocystidae
Product: hydrolase, alpha/beta fold family protein
Exons: 4
Coding region: 175-1101 (308 amino acids)
Source: RefSeq, a predicted model, not a curated record
AGAGAGGGAGUUUUUCGUCGAGGAAAUUCCAAGGUCGAUGGCUUAUCUCGUUCCUUGCGUCACCAUUCUGAGAGCUGUAACCCCGCGUGGCCACAUGCUUGCUGACAUUUUCUCCGAGUGACGGAGAAUUGCUCCCGUCUCUUCGCUGCUUUCGUAGCCACACCCGCGACCACCAUGCCGCAGACAAACAUCCCUAGUUGGCACUUUGCCAACGAGAAAGGCAGGUUUUCUGUGACGUCUUUCAAGGGCCAUAAGCUGGCUUGCAUCGUCGACAUAAAGUACCCUGAAUGCAAUAAAGUCGCGAUUCUAUGUCCAGGGUUGUAUGCGAGCAAAUGCCACGUCCUUCUGACUACUAUAGCAGAGGGUCUGCCUGUCAAUUCAAUUCGUUUCGACUUCCGCGGUAACGGAGAGUCUGAGGGAGAUGACGACUGGAGCUUUGGAGGCUAUGUUGACGAGGCAAAGGAUGACUUGCAUGCAGUUGUCGACACUUGCUCAUCGUAUAAUCUUGAGGUCGUUUGUAUAAUCGGUCACUCCCGAUCGGCGACGACAGUUCUUCUUCACGCGGCCAUGUUUGAUGAUGUCCCUCUAGUAGUUAGCCUUGCUGGUCGAUACGAUAUGCGACAGGGCCUAGAAAAACACUUGUCUCCUGAAAAAUUGAAGGCGUUCUCUGUGCUGACAGCUGGCACGGGAAUGGGUAAGCAAGCUGACGUUCUGUCAAGCUCUCUUGAGAAUGACAAAGAUAUUCUGAAGAAGCAAGGCACAGAAGUCGACGAGAAAGUCGAAUUUGUUUCCCCAGAUGGUCGCAGACGCGUCAUAACAAAGAAAUGUGUCCUCGAUCGUCUCACGCUAGAUCUCCGACAGUAUUUCUCGCAGAUCAAGCAUACGAAAAAGAUCCUCAUCAUCCACGGCUCUGAAGAUCGAACUGUACCUUGCGAAGACGCCACACAGCUAGCGAAUGCCCUUCCUCAGAACAAGACCAAAGUCGUAAUUAUUGAAAGGGCAUCUCAUUCUCUGGUGGACAGCCAGGCAAUCAAGACUCAGGUCGUCCAGACCAUCGAAAACUUCAUAGUCGAAAACGGCCUCAGCUGCAAGAAGGCCUAAAAUCACUCAUCUGCCCGUGUCUGUCUUGUGCAUGCUUGCAAGUGGAGCUGUGUACAAAUGUAUUUGUACCUUCGGUUGUGCACCCGUCUACCACUCGUGGCAUGUAAGUGACAUGUUUGAAACAAGGGGACGAGCACGCUUCGGUUUUUCCAGCUGCUUUAACAGUGCAUUGUGAAGGUGUUGGUGCGAGGAGUGAGGGCUGUGCAGCUUCUCAAUGCAGGCUCAUCGAAGACAAGCCUCUUUCUUUUCCACAUUGAAAUGUCUCUGGACUGAUGAACACUUUAUCUAACCGUUUUUAAGCAGCGCGUUAGCGAGUUAUUUCCUCUGAGACGCAGCGUGGCUCGUGAACUUCAUUUCAAGCAUGAGUCUGUAACCACCGUGGUGCAUGUGGUGGUAGGGAUGACAACGACAGGAAUCGUUUUUUUUUAAUUGAACUGCUGCCUCAAAAGGACUUUCGUGGGGCGUGUUACCGGACAAGUUGGUACAGAUUUCUCUGCCGCUCGUUGAUAUCCGUUUUGGUUUUCUUAGCUCACGUGUCCACAACAAGCGCAUGCUUCACAGAUACAUACAGGCGUUUGCAUGUUGUUUUGCUAAGGAUGACGGCCCGAAAGGAUCACAUCAUAGGCUCAUCUGGCCGCAGAGAACACGGAUCAGCGUGGAUGAAAUGGGCUUCUUUUCGCUUUUUCCAGUGCAAAGCACGCAGAAAUCGCUGUUCUCUCGUUGGUGUGGCAUCUAGAGGCGACUUGAAUGUCCGCUCUUUCGCGAUCGUGUUGUCUCGGGUGCUCUCAGGUUUGGCGCCUUGCUAAUUCCUGUUUUAUCCUUGCUUUUACCUCUCUUGUUCACCAUUACGAUGCGACAGUGUAUUUGCUGGCCACCUUCCCACACCAAAGCUUAACUCGCUUCCAAAACAUUAUCCCUGCAGUACAAGUCAGUUACACUUACCACCAGAUUCGUGCGUGG